Molecule: messenger RNA, 10897 nt
Organism: Homalodisca vitripennis (glassy-winged sharpshooter)
Lineage: Eukaryota; Metazoa; Arthropoda; Insecta; Hemiptera; Cicadellidae
Gene: Kdm5
Product: lysine-specific demethylase 5A
Exons: 30
Coding region: 382-5367 (1661 amino acids)
Biological process (GO): chromatin remodeling
Cellular component (GO): nucleus
Molecular function (GO): DNA binding; histone demethylase activity
Source: RefSeq, a predicted model, not a curated record
AGAAGAAGAAGGGAGUACGUGUGAUUGGUGCGUGAAAUUAUUAUUACAUUGUGUUUGUAGAUUCUGCGCUGUUUGUGUAUAUCUAAAGGAUGAAUUCGUUACCUUCGCGUAUUAAUUGUAAUGUAUUUAGUUUUAUUAUGUUUUUAUUUACACAUAAACCUCCCAUUGCAUCUCAAUUACCUACUGCGUGAUGAAUUUGACAGAUCGUUUAACGUGUCUUCUAUCUGAUGUGAACAUUUUCAACAUUGGGCCUGCUGUGAGUUUGCAACUAUUCCGUCAACAAAAAUUAUAAAACUCGUGUUUUUAGCUUUGCCUUAUGACGUUGUGCUGUGAACUUAAUUUUGUUAUUGUUUUUGUAGACAGAUUCUAAAUAGACUCAAAAUGACAAGUGAAACACCCUAUCACACUACAAUCCAAGAUACGUCAAGCUUGGAUGAAUUUGAAGUGUCCCCUUAUCCAGAAGGACAGUUUACAUUCCAUGUUCCUCCAGAAGCCCCAGUUUUCGAACCGUCAAAUGAAGAAUUCCAGGAUCCUCUAUUAUACAUAAACAAAAUUAGACCUCAUGCUGAAAGAUGUGGAAUUUGUAAAAUCAGACCUCCUUCUGAUUGGCAGCCUCCGUUUGCAGUGGAUGUUGAUCGUUUCAAAUUCGUACCUAGAGUGCAAAGACUAAAUGAACUGGAGGCCACAACCAGAAUCAAACUAAAUUUUCUCGACCAGAUAGCAAAAUUUUGGGAACUUCAAGGAUCUUCUUUGAAAAUACCUAUGGUAGAACGUCGAGCCUUGGAUUUGUUCUCUCUUCACCGUAUUGUACAAGAAGAAGGAGGAUUAGAUGCUGUUACCAAAGAAAGAAAAUGGUCUAAAAUUGUACAGAGAAUGGGUUUACCAUCAGGAAAAAGUCUGGGAACUCUUCUAAGAAAUCAUUAUGAAAGAAUACUGUACCCAUUUGAUGUCUUUCAACAGGGAAAAACUGUAGUUGAAGUGAAAAGGGAACCUGAAGAAGACCAAGAAAAUGAUGCAGAUUAUAAACCUCAUCGUAUAAUAUCUCGUCAAGCAAUUAAGCCCUGUGGACAAGGUCAGCACGAUCGUAGAGCCAAACGUCAUUGUGUUGCGGCCAGAGCUGAGAAGGAUGAUAAAAAUGAAAAAGGAGAUGGCACCGCAACAAAGGAAUUGAAACGACUCCAGUUUCUUGGUGCUGGCCCCAAAAUGGCAGGCUAUCAUGCGCGCAAGGAGGAAAAACAAAAGAGUAAAAAGGGGAAAAAGAUGGCUUUUGAAGACGAUCCGCUGGCCAAGUAUGUAUGUCACAAAUGUGCACGUGGUGAUGCAGAGGAGUUCAUGCUGCUUUGUGAUGGAUGUGACGACAGCUAUCACACUUUCUGCUUGAUGCCCCCGUUACUGGAGAUACCUAAAGGUGACUGGCGGUGUCCCAAGUGUGUGGCCGAGGAAGUAAGUAAACCGACGGAAGCCUUCGGGUUCGAACAAGCACAAAGAGAAUACACACUCCAGCAGUUUGGAGAAAUGGCUGACCAAUUUAAAUCUGACUAUUUUAAUAUGCCAGUACAUAGAGUUCCUACAAACUUAGUUGAAAAAGAAUUUUGGAGAAUAGUAUCGUCAAUAGAAGAAGAUGUAACAGUAGAAUACGGUGCAGAUUUACACACAAUGGAUCAUGGUUCAGGCUUUCCAACCAAACAGACAGUCACCAAUAAAAGUUCGAGUGACACGAAAAAGUAUGCAGAAUCCAGCUGGAACCUCAACAACUUGCCAGUACUGGAGGGCUCUGUACUUGGCCAUAUCAAUGCAGAUAUCUCAGGGAUGAAAGUGCCUUGGAUGUAUGUUGGCAUGUGCUUUGCCACCUUCUGUUGGCAUAAUGAAGACCACUGGAGCUACUCCAUUAACUACCUUCAUUGGGGAGAACCCAAAACGUGGUAUGGUGUUCCGGGAUGCAAGGCAGAAAUAUUUGAGACAGCCAUGAAGUCUGCUGCUCCAGAACUGUUCCAAUCCCAACCAGACCUCCUUCAUCAGCUGGUUACCAUUAUGAACCCUAACGUCCUAAUGGAAUCUGGAGUGCCAGUAUACCGUACAGAUCAACAUGCAGGGGAAUUUGUUAUCACAUUUCCACGUGCUUACCAUGCAGGCUUCAACCAAGGCUAUAACUUUGCUGAAGCUGUCAAUUUUGCUCCUGCGGACUGGAUGAAAAUGGGCAGAGAGUGCAUCAACCAUUAUUCAACAUUACAUAGGUUUUGUGUAUUUUCCCAUGACGAGCUGGUGUGUAAGAUGGCUGUACAGCCUGAGAAUUUAGAUCUGAGGAUUGCAGCUUCAACUUACCAUGAUAUGUUAGUUAUGGUUGAUACGGAGAAGAAACUCAGGAAGACUUUACUCGAUGCGGGAGUUGUUAAGGCAGAGAGAGAAGCAUUUGAACUUUUGCCGGAUGAUGAGAGACAAUGUGAGCACUGCAAAACCACUUGUUUCUUAUCAGCAGUGACAUGCACAUGCAGUCCGAACAUGCUGGUAUGCCCUAAACAUCUCGCCAACCUGUGUCAGUGUACCAACAACAAGAACAAGACAAUGAGGUAUCGCUACACUCUGGAUGAACUACCUGUCAUGAUUCAGAAGUUAAAGCUUAAAGCUGAAUCAUUCGACAAGUGGGUAGCCAGUGUGAAAAAUGCCUUAGAUGAAAAUGUACCAACAACACUAGAUCUGGAUGACCUGAAGGGAUUACUGGCAGAAGCAGAAGAGAAAAAGUUUCCAGAUUCUGAGCUGCUUCAGGGUCUGUCUUUGGCAAUCCAGGAAGCUGAGAAAUGUGCCAGUGUUGCUCAGCAGUUGGACAACAGUAGAAUGCGCACGAGGACGCGGUUAGCUCAUGACAACCGGUGCAAGCUGACAGUAGAGGAGUUGACCCUGUUCCAUGAGCAGAUCCAGGAGCUGGCCUGCAAGAUCAAAGAAGAGGAGCUAAUACGCAGUUUGUUGGAAAAGGUACUGGAAUUCCAGGAAGAAGCCAACAAGCUGCUUUCUCGUGAUAUUGUAGAGUCGAAGGUGCUGGAGUCUGUGAUUGAAACCGGGUUCUUUCUCAACAUUGACCUUGUGGAACUGCCCAGUUUGAAAGAGAAACUGGAGCAGAUGAAAUGGCUGGAAGAAGUAAAAUUAAUAAGAGAAGAUAACGAGCAAAUGACCAUUGAAGCAAUAAGGGAGCUGAUUGAGAGCGCUGAGUUGAUUAUUCCCUUCCCGGAGUUAGAACACAACAUGAAAGAGUUACAAGAAUUGCUUGUUAAAAUGGAACAAUGGGAAAUCAAAGCUCAGAGAUGCCUUGAGAUAAAAGAAAUGCAGGAGAUAAAGACGUGGGAAGAUUUACUCGAAGAAGCCAAUGGUAUAAAUGCUCACCUGCCAAGCAAAGCUGCCAUCAAAGAAAUUUUAAAGAAAGCCAAAGACUGGAUCUCAAAGGCUGAAUCUGCAAUCACUGUGGAAGGACAUUUUCCCUACAUGGAAGUAGUAGAGGAUCUAGUGAACCGAGGCCAACAACAGCUUGUUCGAACUGAACAGUUACCUAAACUGGAGGAAAUGCUUAACUCAGCAGUAGUUUGGAGAGAAAGGGCAUCUCGGGUCUUCCUCAGGAAGAACACACCUUACACUCUUAUGGAGACAUUGAUUCCACGACCAGAGUUGGGAUUAGCUAUGCUGAGACAAAAGAAGAAGGGCAAGGAUUCGACACUACCUUGCUGUAUUUCAGGAGUUAAGCUUCAGGGCAGUAUUGACCCUGCCAGUGUUGUUGCUGCCUUUAAGAGAGCAGAGAAAGCUGAAUUAGAAGCGAUGUUACUACUGAGAGAGGAAAAUGAACUCAAAAAAAGAGUAAACAGUCUAGAUUCAAAAUUCUGCAUUUGUCGAAAACCUUUAAAUGGAAAUAUGAAUGAAUGUGCUCUCUGCAAGGAUUGGUUUCAUGUGUCAUGUGUGCCAUUAAUGAAGGGUGUCGUCAGGACAUGCAACACAACCAUAGGGGAGAAGGCUAAGCCUAUCACUUACCUGAAUGAGACCAAAUUUCUCUGUCCGAUAUGUAUGAGGUCACGUCGGCCACGACUAGAUACCAUCUUGACUCUGCUGGUCUCCCUACAGUCCUUGCCAGUCAGAUUACCUGAAGGGGAGGCCUUACAAUGUCUCACCGAGCGUGCCAUGGGCUGGCAGGAUAAGGCUCGUAAAAUGCUAGAAUGGCCGGAAAUGCAAGGAGCGAUGGCUAGACUCACAGCUCUGUCAUUACGAGCGUCUGAAGCAGCAGCACGGCAGAAGACUGAGAAGAUUAUCAGCAGUGAGCUGAAAAAAGCUGCGUGCAAACCGGAACUGAACAAACGUGUUGCUGCAAUAUCUCCACUUAGUGGCCUUCACAGCACAAAGUUGGAAGAAGCGCCGUCAGAGGAUUCAGCUCCUAGUUCCCCCACACUGGAGGAAAGCACUGGAUCCGAUUCACAUUCCUACAGUAAUUCAGAACAUGCCUACUCGACAGUAUCAAAGAUACGAGUAAAAAAGCACCUUAGAAAAUCACCGUUGGUGCCUCGAAUGAUGGAAGAGCCACCACUGGCUCUGAGUCAGGAGGGUCUGUUGAAGUUACAGGAGUUGAUGACUGAAGGGGACCUGAUGGAAGUAUCCUUAGAGGAGACCAAUGUCAUUUGGCGCAUCUUACAAGCCACCAAACCUCAAAAUCUGCGCAGUAAAUGUCAUGAUGAUGAGGAUGAAAGCGAGACUGAUUCAGAAACCAUAAAAAGCCUAAAAGAAAGGGUUGCUAGAUCAAAACGAAUUUUCGAAGAUAUAGACAUAAGCAGUGGAAACUAUCCUUCAACAUCAAGUGGAGCCACAAGCAACACAAAGAAAUUGAAAGUUAGAAAUCCCAGAGACACAAGUAAAGACAAAAAAUUCAUACAUGAGGGUGCAAACAGGGAGCGCAAGAAGAGAACAGUUAGAGAAACUGGUCCAUCAGGUAAAAAAUCUGGCAAAAGCAAGCGAAGUCGGCAAGAUGAUGAUGAGGAGUCCUCAGACGAGGAAGAGGAUGAAUUGUGUGCUGCACCUGUGUGUAGACGACCUACAGGUCAUGAAGUGGAUUGGGUACAGUGUGACGGUGGUUGUGAGCAGUGGUUCCAUCUACACUGUGUUGGGCUUGGCAAAAAUGACAUCAGGGAAGACGAAGAUUACAUUUGUAAACAGUGCUUUCGCUCUGAUACUUUCGUUGUGGAGGAAGAAAUGGAUUUAUCUCAGAUAAAGCAAGAGCCUUGUGAAAAUCAGGAUAACAUAGAUGAGAACAUGGAGAUUUCCAGCCUGUUCUCACUUCCGGUAGGGGUCCCCGAGGACAUGCUCACUGAUCCACUGGCCCCCACAUCACCUCAACAAUAACCCCACCAGUGUAGUCAAACUUGUGAUCUAUCAGUCAUAGAAUUUAUCGGUCAAUAUUUAAAUUUUCUUUGUGUUUAUGCUUAGAGAAACACAGGUAGUAAGUACAAUUAGAAAUGUCUUUAAAUAUUAUUUUAGAGUUUACUAUUUUGAAAAUCUCAGUUUUAUUAUUUAUUUUAUUUUUUGAAUAUUCAGUACUUGAUAUGAUAUUCAAUACAUGCAUUACAGGUGAUAGAAUAAAAAAUACAUGCAAGACAUGUGAUAAAAUAAAAAAUGUGGACAUUUCCAUUAAUGACAUUGAUAACAAUACAUUGGUAUUGAAUCUUUAUUUUUAUAGCUGAAUAUUAUGAUUAUUUUUACUAUGGGUUGAUUAUCUUAUGGUAAUUACUUAAUCACUCUGGACUAUUAACACCCUUUCAGGAUAAGUCAUACAGUGUUUUGGGUAGCUGUAGUUAUUGCUAAAAUGGCAAGCCUAUCAUUUUUUAGUUGGCUUAAGAAACUACAAAAAGAUUAAUUAUAAUCCUAAAAAUAAGACAUUAAAAUAUUUAUUUGUAAUGGGAAUAAAAAUGUUUAUAUCCGAAAAAUAUUACUUAGAAAAAGUCCCACUUAAUAAAGAAAAAUAUAAAUUGUGUUGUCCAACAACUCAUUGUUAAUAUAGUAAUUUCAAAAUGAAACCGUUGCACAGGCUUAAGGGAAGGAGUAAAAAAGAAUUUAAAGUUAUUAUUAAUUAUAAUUAUUCAGAGUAAAAUAACUCUAAAACUAAGAUAAUAGUACCUGUUUUUAGUUAUAGACUGUUAUAAGAUGUGACUAGGAUUUUCUAAAUAAAAAAUUGCAAGUUUAAAUGGGUUUAUUCUUCCAAAUAUGAUAAAAUGUAGCUUUUAGAAUUAAGUAAGCAAACAAAUAUUUUUAGUUGUGAACUGCUUUAUAUGACUUAUUCUUCAAAUACUGUGAAAGUUUGUAUCUUAUACAUAAGAAAAUUAUAAUUGUUCCAAAAUUAAUUUUUUCCUUAUUAUCUAAAAAACUUUUUUAACAUUACAUUUUUGUAACAAAUCAAUAAUUCAAUUUUUUAAUGUAAAACACUAUUCCUAAUCCAGUCAAUGACGGUAAAAAAGUGUAAACUUUGUAUUUAUCCCAUACAGCACCGAUUUUUAUGAAAAUUUCGAUUUAGGUUCUACUUACCCUCUAUUUCAAAAUCUAUUAUAGUUGUUGAAUGAGUUUUUAGUACUUCCACUACAUCAUGAAACAAGAUAAUUUGUGUACUUCAGAAGUAGACAGAUACUUGGACUAUUUAGAUAUCAAAGAUACUCAAAGACUGACACAAAAGUGAAUUAUAAACAGUAAAUGAAUGAUCAUUGUAUGUAAUGUAAAUAGGUAUUUUAAUUAUCAUUUUAAUAAUAACAAUUGAAUGUAACAAACAGUUUGAUCUCAUCUCCCUAGACAACUAAUUCAUGAGCUUGUCAUAAAAUCAUCAAAAAGUGAAAAAAUGUUAGUGAAUUUUUAUUGUUUUGUUAUUAUGCUUUACAAUGAAGUAAUGCAAUUAAAACUGGGUUUCCAUGUAAAAACAUUGUGCUGUUUUGAAUAAAAAACUAUUAAAACCGAUAAAAAAAAUAGAAUAUUUGAUUUUUUCUUGCUAAAAAAUAUUGUAAAUAUAUAAUAAAAAAUUAAAUAUAAAAUUAUUUGGAGAAAGCAACAAACACUAUUGUAAAGCAACCAAAUAGAGUAAAAUGUCCUGAAAAAUCAUCUAAUUUAUCUGUAACCACACUCAUUCUAUUAGUUAGUACAUGCAUGCAUCUUUGUCAAAAUCAAUUCAAACAUUCAGUCCUAGAGAGGCUAGGUUAAUUGCUUCUUCAAUGGGUUGAUGUACUUUAAAUCUAAACAAAGCAGGUUUUUCGAGACCGAAUUUUGCAUAUUUCCUCUGAUGUCCAUCAGAUAUAACGUUGUGUUGGUCUUAAACGUCUGGGACGUAUCUUAUUCAAUUUUUAAGUUCAUUUUACAUAAAAUCCAAUAAAUUUAACAACUAUCUUUGCGCCACUAAAACAUUCUUUCCCAGAAAAUUGGGCAAAAUUUUUCCGAACAUGUGUUUAUAUAAACUUUUUCAUCAUUUUGAUGAGAGGAAACCACCUGAGAAGUUUGUUGGGUUACUCGUACGACACUUUGUAUAUAAGUGACAGUUCAAAGAAGUCUAAAAUAUAGCGACUAUGUGUAUUCAUCAAUAUACUAAUAUACAUGUAUAAUGGUUUACAUGUAUAUUGGUUUACAUGCAUACAUAUUGGUUUACAUGUAUAUUGGGUUACAUUGGUAUACAUGUUAUUGGUUUAUACAUGUAUAUAGGUUUAAGAGCUAUAAGAUUAUCUAAAUAUUUUUUCUCAGAUCUUAUUUUUAUAAAGGUUUAUUCUAAAAGGGCUCUAAAAAGGUACUUUGCUCGAAAUCACGCAAACUUUAAAUGGCCAUAUCUUACUCAUUUUUACCUUAAAAAAAUAAUGAAACACCAAAAGUUUCAGAAAAGAAGAACAUACAAUAUUGCACUCUACAAAGUUUUGCGUAUCAUUAAUAGUUUUCAUUUAUUUUGAAGAAAAGGUGAUUUUUUGCUCAAUUACGAAAAUGAUUUUCUUACUUCAAGCUCAAUUUUUUUCAAAAAUAAGUACUUUAAACUGGUCAAACAUUCAGAACGUAUUAUAAGAACAUAAAUAAAAUUCAUUGUAAAGUGGUAACAAUUUUUUUUAAUGGGGUGGAAGAGAAGUCAAAAAAUUUAAAUGAAAAAUUAUGAAUCAACAUUAUUCUCUUCAUAACUUGUUUAGUUUUAAUGCUAGUAACUAUUAUAAAAAAAAUAAAAAUAAAGUUUUUUUAAAGGCCUUUUAAAAAGAUCCUAUGAGUUUUUUCCGAAAAAUGCAUUGAUUAUCGGUUAUUGUACGCAGAAACUUUCCAUUUUGACGUUUGAAAAUACGAAUCAACUUUCAACAAGUCUUAAUUCCAUUUGUAUUGUGUCUGCAUAUAUCAUAAAUAAACAAUGUUUUUUGUUGUUUUAUCAGCUAUAAUUUUGCUCUCUACAGGUUUUUCGAUUAAAUGCAUAUUUUUCCAGUUAUUCGCAAAAAACCGUCUGAAAACCUUAAUAAGUAAAAAAAUAUUGACUUUCAUAAAAAAAUUUCAUAGAACAAAAGUUGCUUAUAAUUAGUCAAUUUUCGAUGAAAAAUUGCUUACCCCGAGAAGGGGUGGCAUCCACCACCAGGGAAAAGCAACCCCCGGUGCAGGGUAGACUUUGAAAUAGAGGACAAGUAGAACCUAAAUCCUAAUUUUUUUUUAUUGGUGCUAUAUGGGAUAAAUACACAGGAAAAUGGUCAUUGACUGAACAGUGCCUAAAAAUUAUCUGUUGUAGUGCUUAAAGAUCUCAAAAAUAUAAAAACAUUUUUUUAACUGUAUGGUUUUAGCACACACUGUGUGAUUAUCAUAUUGCUGUAUAGGCACACACAAAACUUUAGGCCAGGUCUUCAAAGGGUUAAUGUCAAUCAUAUAGUGUUUUCCAAAUCAAUAUGUUGAAUUCUUAGCCAAACUAAUCCUCAAAACCGACACUAGUGUCUCUAGUAAUGUUGAGGCACCAGUUCUUAUAACAGAGUUUAAGAGUAUAUCUGUAUGAGAAUAGUUAUUUCUUGAGUUGGAUAAGUGUAUUAGUAUUGGUAUCCCUUAUUACCAAUACUAAUACUUAAGUAAUUCCCUGCAACUUAUCUCAAUGUUUAAUAUGGAUAAAAAGCAACAUGUAUAAUUCACCCAGUGAUAAGAUGUUAAACUCACAUAAUGAUUGAGAGAAUUAGGGAAUUAUAUUUACAAAAAAAAACCAAUUUAUUGGCAACCAAACAGAAAAUGUUGUCAUUUCAAUUAACUAUACAUGAGUUUCUAUGACUUAACUAUAUAUGUUAAGUUAAAAAUAAUACUUGUUUGUUAUUUCACAUUUUCAUUAAUUCUGCCCAAGAGUCUGAAUUAUGCAUUGUAAUGUCUUGUCAACAUUGUUAUGCAAGCAAUAAACAUUUAUGUAUUGUAUUUAAUAACCGUUCUAAAUGAAAAAAAUGCAAAAUCUAUGCAAUUUUCAUAUCUGCCAAAAUGAACAGCAUGCCUUACAAAAAUGAUGUUUGUUUUACAUUAUUGUUUUGAAAUAAUAAUAAUUUUAUAUAUUGUUGGUUUCUACUCUGUACAGUAAUGCUUAUACUAAAUUACUGCACUAGAGUUAAACUAAAUUUUAACAUAUUUUUGUACUCAAUACACCAAUUUUAUUAUUUGAUAUCACUCAUAGCAAUAUUUUAGUAAAACUGUGUUACAUUUUCUUGUAACCUUCUCUAUAUGUAUAAAAUGUUUCAAGUUGUUGAAAAGCAAAUUCUACUCUCAAACUAUGAUUAAUAUUAAUAAGAAGUAGUGUUCAAAAACUGUGCGCUAUAUGUUUAGUAUUUGUUUUUAUUAAAAAUAUCUUGAUGGUUUUUAGAUGUAAAUUACACAGAUAAAGGGGAUGCUUAUAAAUAUCCCCUCGUUAUACAUGUUUUUACUUGUAAUUUAGUUUUUUAUAAUUUAUUUGUAAUAAAUUGUUUAUAGCGGUGUGCGGUACAAGAAACAUUUCAGUUUGUUACUUUAAAAUGUAAGGAUCUAUCACCAUAACAGAGAGAUGAUUUUAACUUCAGUUAUCGCAAAUCACAGUCAAAAGAAGAAAAUUAUUAAUAAUUUGUUAUGGUUUGGAUUUCUGUAUUAUUUGACCGGAAAUGUCACAGCUUUGUCCUUCGCUUUAAACUUGUACAGUGUAAAUGUACUGUAACUAGUGAGGUGUGUUUUGUAAAGAACUAAAAUGGUCCGAGGCAUUAAUAUUUAUUGACAAUUUACUUAUUUUUUGUACCGCAGAUCUCUAUUAAUUAUUAUUUGUAACAUCUUAUUUUCCAGUGUUUCUCAUCUUGCUUUUUUAAGAAUUUUUUGUUUGCUUUGUGAAUGAAAAAUGGUUAUUUGUAAUAAUUUAUUAUUUAAGUUCUUCAUUUUUUAUGUUUAAACUAUUAGUUUCUUGAUUCAGUGAGGUGAGUAUAAGAAUAUAUGAUGAUUACACUACUACUUAUUUUAGAUUUUAUUUAUAUUUUGUUAGAAAUAAUUGGUUAUUAAAGAUAAUUUGAAUCUGUUUAGGACGAUUAGUCAUUGUAUUGAUUUUUGUGAUAUCUUUAUUUUGUCAUCUUGAUGGAAAUCAAUUUAAAAUUAAUUUUAAUUAUUGUAAAAUCUUGGCGUACUUAGUGACAAUUUUGUGAACACUAUGAAGUUUAAGUGACAGUUGAAUUGGUGACUUGUGAAAUUUCAAGUAAUGGCACAAUGGCAAGUAAGUGCAUACAGUGGAGGACGUUGCUAAGUUUUAAACAUACCUCUCCCUACUGUGAGUUAGCUACAUGGAAGUGUGCACACAUUUUAAAUUAAGAUACAUCUAGAUCCCAUACAAAAGUUUUGGAUUCUUUAUAGUCGAAUAACAGUGUCAAAGAGGACAAAAUGAAGAGAUUUUUACCAAAAAAUAAAAUAUAAUUAA